Messenger RNA from Penicillium oxalicum, 1695 nucleotides. RefSeq lists its product as uncharacterized. The record is from RefSeq and is a predicted model, not a curated record. Gene Ontology annotation, biological process: transmembrane transport. Lineage: Eukaryota; Fungi; Ascomycota; Eurotiomycetes; Eurotiales; Aspergillaceae. The transcript is spliced from 7 exons. The coding region runs from base 1 to 1695 and encodes 564 amino acids. Gene Ontology annotation, molecular function: transmembrane transporter activity.
AUGCCAGGCCACAUUCAAUUUGCCGAGUCCGUUGCAGAGAAGAAAGAUGCACGACUCUCGCGACGAGACACGAGAGACAGCUCGACGAUCGACAAGGGGUCCAUUCAUCGACCAUCAUCUCCGGGAAGUGAUAUUGUCUAUCUGACAGGAUGGAGGCUCAUCCUCACAGCAAUAGGGCUUCUCAUUGGUUUCUUCUUGUCAAACUUGGACGUGACCAUCGUCAGUUCCUCCCUCACCAAUAUCACCGACAGCUUGGAAGGAUUUGAGAAGCGAAGUUGGAUCAUUACCGGAUACCUGGCCACAUACACUGGCUUUAUGGCCAUCUGGACCAAAGCGAGCGAUAUCAUCGGACGCAAACAUACCACCAUUGCUGCACUCGUGAUUCUGCUCGCUUUCUCUAUUGGAUGCGGUUGUGCGCAGACCGUGAACCAACUGAUCGUUUUUCGAGCACUACAAGGCAUCGGAGGAGCCGGAGCUUAUGCACUAGCUAUACUGUGCAUUUAUGAGAUCGCUCCCAGGACGAAGCUCCCCACCUACAGUGCCAUCAUGUCAUGCUGCCUGGCUCUGGCCUGCUUGAUCGGCCCGAUCGUUGGAGGAAUCCUUGCAGAAGUCUCGGCUUGGAGAUGGGUUUUCUUCAUCAAUGUCCCCCUCUGCGCGAUCGCCAUCGUCAUAGUACUUGUCGCAAUGCCCAAGAACUUUGGCCUUGAUCAGCACAAACCCUCAUUCAGAACCAGGGCUUCCUAUCGAUCAUUCGCUAAUCUCGAUCUCGUGGGGUCCCUUCUCAUCAUUAUCGGCUCUUUCCUGAUCGUCACGGUCUUUAACGAGACCAAUCUUGCAUUCUCCUGGUCUUCGGGAGCCUCGAUCGCCCUUCUGGUGCUGACGGGAAUUUCAUGGAUCGCCUUCUUUGCUUGGGAAAUUUACAUCUCCGAUAUUCCCGGCAAAGAUCCAAUCUUCCCCAAACGUUGGUUCUUUGAUAGGCCCUGGCUGGGAGUUCUCAUAACAUCCUUCGUGACGGGUGCACCGUUCAAUGUGGUCUUGGUGUAUGUUCCGCAACAAGCCCAGAUUCUACUGAACAAAUCACCACUGGAUUCGGGUGUCUAUCUCAUUGGGUACUCGGCCGUGGCCGCCGCGGCCGCAGCGCUCGUCAAUUUUAUCAGUGCAAAGGGUCGCAUCCCUUUCAUCUAUUCUCUCUUGGUGGGGUGCAUAGUCCACACGGUCGGUGUGGGACUUCUUUCAACCAUUGCCUCGUCCGAAGGCUUCCAUGCCACAGAUGUUGGUUACAGCGUGAUAGCCGGAGUGGGGAUCGGGAUCAUUCUGGGCGUUUUGAUGCUCUGCACACCCUACAUUGUCGAGGACAGGGAUCUUGCCAUUGCAACUGGAGCUGUAGUUCAAUUCCGAUUCCUCGGCGGUGCCAUCGGACUUGCUAUUGCCUCCAAUAUUCUCAACGGCCACCUGUCGAGUCACCUGCAGGGUGUAUUCAAGCCCCACGACCUCCACAUUCUACUGGAGAACGUGGACAUGAUCAAAGCACUGGGCCCGGCUUUACAAAAAGAGGUCAGGGACGUGAUCGCGGCAAGUUACAUGACACAACUUCGGGUGAUGAUUGGGUUUGCUGCCGCCCAGCUGCCCGCGGUGCUGUUUCUGUUGAGAAGAGGAAAGCGGCAAUUGACGGCCGAGAGACUGGCCGCAGACUGA